UUUGCGUCCGGCGUAAAGCAUAUCUAAUGCCCCCCUCGUCCUCCACCUCUGUCAGAGAAAGAGUGUGACAGUGAGCUACCUGCCUAUCCUCGUUUCUUCGGGUUCCGCUCGAGAGAACAGGGCGUCUCCGCUGUAGAUCAGGGAGGAGCGGGAGAGAAACACCGAGAGAUGAAGGCCAACAUGAGAAAAGAAGGGGAGCAUGGAGUUCCCCCAGCCAUGCCGUUCCCUCUCCCCCGUUUUGACUUGAAGGCCUUCGCGGUCACCCUCGUCGUCCUCACACUCCUCAUGGCCGCGUGGCAGCUCCAACCUUACCGGCCCUUCCUCUCCUUCCGCGCCUUUUGCCCUCCCCCCACCGCCGCCGCCUCAACUCCGCUCCAAAGUUCGAAGCUUGCUUCCUCCUCUCCCUCCCCUGCAUCCGCUUCUGCGAUUCCGAUUCCCGGAUCUGGACUUCCCGUCCAGGCUCCCUCCGACCCCAACAAGCGGGUCUUCCGGGCCUAUGGCAGUGCCGCCGCCCUGUUCGUCCAGAUGGGCGCCUACCGAGGCGGCCCGGCCACCUUCUCCGUCGUCGGCCUCGCCUCCAAGCCCACCCACGUCUACGGCACCCCGUGGUACAAAUGCGAGUGGCUUCCCAACCCCAAUCCCUCGGCCGCCGCCAACGCCUCCUCGCAGCCCAUUAGGGCCAAGGCGUACAAGAUGCUCCCCGACUGGGGUUACGGCCGCGUCUACACCGUCGUCGUCGUCAACUGCACCUUCCCCUCCAACCCCAACGCCGACAACGUCGGCGGCAAGCUCCUCCUCCACGCCUACUACUCCGUCCAGUCCCGGAGAUACGAAAAGUUCGUAGCUUUGGAGGAAUCUCCGGGCGCCUACGACGAGUCCCUUUACCGGCCGCCGUUCAAGUACGACUACUUGUACUGUGGAUCCUCCCUCUACGGUGAUCUGAACCCCAACAGGAUCCGGGAGUGGAUGGCCUACCACGCCUUCUUCUUCGGCCCGAACUCGCAUUUCGUCUUCCACGACGCCGGGGGAGUCGGGCCCGAGGUGCGAGCUGUGCUGGAGCCAUGGGUGAAGGCGGGUCGGGCGACGGUGCAGGACAUCAGGGCGCAGGCAGAGUUCGACGGCUACUACCAUAACCAGUUCUUGGUAGUCAACGAUUGCUUGCACAGGUACCGACACGCCGCCAACUGGACCUUCUACUUCGAUGUGGAUGAGUACCUGUACCUGCCGGAGGGGAGGACGCUGGAGUCGGUGCUGGCGAACCUCUCUGCCUACACACAGUUCACCAUCGAGCAGAAUCCCAUGUCCAGCAAACUGUGCGCGCUCGAUUCCAAGGACUACUCCAGAGACUGGGGUUUCGAGAAGCUGGUGUUCCGCAACUCGAUCACCAGAGUGCGGCGAGAUCGGAAGUACGCGAUCCAGGCCAAGAACGCGUACGCCACAGGAGUACACAUGUCGGAGAACAUCAUCGGAAAGACUACCCACAGGACCGAGGACAUGAUCCGCUACUACCACUACCACAACUCCAUCAACGUGCUGGGCGAGCCGUGCCGGGAGUUCGUGCCAUCGCCGGCCCAAGGCAAUGUGACAUGGUUCGAGAAGAUCCCGUACGUGUAUGAUGACAACAUGAAGCGUCUGGCUGAGACCAUCAAGCGCUUUGAGAAGCAAACCAUUGGAAGCAUCGGAAGAUAACAGUAGGAGUAGCAGAAGUGAUGAUCCAUUCAUACGUUAUACAGUAGACAUUCGUCAGAAUUCUUUGGGAGAUCUCUGUUCCUGAGCUCGGAGGUGGAUGCAGAUUCUGCUCGUAUCUUGUUGGGUUGUCAGAGGCCAUUGGUUUUGACCAAUUUGGACUGAUCAAAGUGAGAGACGUGAUUCAACAGAGCUUCUGAUUUCUUUCGCUUUUGUUUUUCCCCUUUAUUUCCCAUAAUUUCUCUCUGGUUGGGGUCAUGUGAAGUGGUGGGCACAUUGAUUGAAAGGAAUGUUACGUGGGAAAGGAGUUUUUGGAGCC
This is a messenger RNA of Musa acuminata subsp. malaccensis (wild Malaysian banana), 2005 nucleotides long. RefSeq names its product galactan beta-1,4-galactosyltransferase GALS1. Lineage: Eukaryota; Viridiplantae; Streptophyta; Magnoliopsida; Zingiberales; Musaceae. Gene Ontology annotation, cellular component: cytoplasm. The record is from RefSeq and is a predicted model, not a curated record. Gene Ontology annotation, molecular function: glycosyltransferase activity.